GAGAGGCGGAAUGCAGCAGAGAAACCAGUGCGUGCCCACAUGCACAGCCGGCAGACAGUCCUGGGCUUUGAGAUUGAUGCGGUGAACUCAGUCCAGUUUUCCAACCACACAGGCUACGCACACUGGAGCGGCCAGGUGCUGAACUCCAGCGAGCUCCAGGAGCUGUACCAAGGCCUGAGGCUCAACAGCGUGAACAAGUAUGACUACGUACUCACGGGCUACACGAGAGACACGUCCUUCCUGACCAUGGUGGUGGACAUCGUGCAGGAGCUGAAACAGCAGAACUCACGGCUCGUGUACGGUGGGUGCUGGGCCGGGCGGGGCGAGGGCGGGGCUUACGUCCCAGAGGACCUCCUUCCCGUGUACCGAGAGAGGGUGGUGCCAGUGGCGGACAUCAUAACACCCAACCAGUUCGAGGCAGAGCUACUGAGUGGCAGGAGAAUCCGCAGCCAGGAGGAGGCGCUGACGGUGAUGGACGUGCUGCACUCCAUGGGCCCUGACACUGUGGUCAUCACCAGCUCCGACCUGCCCUCCCCUCGGGGCAGCGACUACCUGAUCGCGCUGGGCAGCCAAAGGACCCGGCGGCCCGACGGCUCUACAGUGACCCAGCGCAUCCGGAUGGAGAUGCUCAAGGUGGACGCCGUCUUUGUGGGCACCGGCGACCUCUUUGCCGCCAUGCUGCUUGCCUGGACUCACAAGCACCCCGACAAUCUCAAGGUGGCCUGUGAGAAGACCGUGUCGGCCAUGCACCAUGUUUUGCAGAGGACCAUCCGGUGUGCCAAAGCCCAGGCCGGGGAAGGACACAAGCCCAGCCCGGCCCAGCUAGAGCUGAGGAUGGUGCAGAGUAAGAAGGACAUCGAGGACCCGGAGAUCGUCGUCCAGGCCACCGUACUGUGAGGACUGUGCUCACCCGACACAGCCUGCUGGUGUCUCGUCUCGUCCUGUGAACCUGUAACGUCUGCCUUAGCGCUGUGACCAAAACUCAGCAUUCCUCCCCUCGUGAUCUGGCGUUGCCGCUCGGCUGUGAAAACCUGCCAGUUUUUUGCUACGACCCACACAGCAGCCCGUCGGUGUGGUGUGGACCCCGCGCCCCCGGUCCAGGCUGGGUCCGCGUGGGUGUGGCCCAUGGGGCAGUGGCUGGCCCGCUGCCCUGCAGACCCUGGGGUUGGCGGCCUCUGUCGUGAGUGGGGCGUGGCCGUGGCAUCCGGGAGAACCACACCACCUGUGUGCUGUCACCCUGGUCUCCGCCUGUCUGUCCCUGCAUUAGAAUCUCUGUCAUCAUCUGCUGCCCACUGGGUCUCUGGGGCACCCCCAUCCCCGUACGCAGCCACUGGACCACAGAUUCCUGUGCCAUGGUCACCACGGCGGGGACCUCAGCCCAGUGCCUCCCGUAGGCCUGCAGACCUCGUGGGCGGCAGCGGCAUUUCCUGUGACUUGGGGGUGACUGCGAGGCACCUGCCACGCACUGGAGGGAUGGGCUCUGUGCAUUCACCACACCGCUGCUGUGUGCUGGGCUCUCCGGAGGGUGCCAGGGAGAAAUGGGGCCCUGCGGCUCCAGGAGAGCAGGUGUCGUGUGUCCCAGGGCCUCCCCAGGAGUGGCAGGAAGAUGCCGCCUGGUUGCGAGUCCCUCACUGUGCCUCGAGGCCAGUGCCGUGCUCCCUGGGCGAGCCUCCCGUCCCCAGCGUUGAUGGGAUUUUCCUGGUCCCUGCGGCCCCUCUGAGCCUGGCACAGCGGAGCAGCAGGAGGGAGGCGGCCCCAUCCCUCCUGCUUUUUCCUGUCUCCCUCCCUCCACUCCUCUUCAGCGCAGAGCGAACCGUGUGUAUCUCCCAGGUGAACAUCGCUCCAUCCCCGGGGUGCAGCAUAGGCGUGGGGACGACGCUGCGUUGGGCUUCAGGGCAGGGCCCUGUCUGAGGCAAGUCCCUUCAACUGUGCUCAGCGGCCUGGUUCCUCGGGGAUGUGGUCUGUGCCCGUGUCACACACAGGUGACAAGUUCCCCACUCCAGAGAGCUUCCCAAAGCACUGUGAACUCAGGCUCAGCUGGAAACUGCCCAAACAGCUGUUGGCAUGGGUCGGGGAGGCCGUGGGGUCCAGGGACUGAGCAGGAGGAAGUGGGGGCCUCACGAGGAUGGCUCGGGUCUUGAGAGGCAGGGACGUGGGUGGGAGCGAUGUUAGGGCCUAGGAUGCAGCCCCACGGGCAGUGCUCACCCUGCGCCACAGGCAGGAGGAAGGAGGGAGGGAGAGAAGGGGCGCAUCCUCAGAGCGCUGUCCUGCCCGACUGCCCGCCCCCAAGCCUGGGGCUCCUCUGCAUCCAGUGUGAGUCCUGGCUCCCGCGGGCUGUUCCUCAGGACGGUGUGGCCCAGCCCAGGGGACAUCCUGGGUCCACACAGAGCUCCCCAUUGGAGAAGGUGGCAGCGGGCGCUGGUAGCGUUCUGGACACAGCUUGGGUCCAAUCACCCUUUGUUUUUUCCGUCCGCAGUGACAUACACUAAUGUGCUGAUUCAUUUUGAAAGGAAAGCUGUUAGCCCCUGUUGUCUGCUUAUUCUUAGGAGACAGGAUUUUAAUACUUUCUUAAUCAAGACCGUAGGAAGGAACUGAUGAGUAUGGUCUUUUUAAUCAAUUUUAAAUCAUUGUCUCGUCCUGCAAAGGUAACUGUGGGCCUUGCUCGGUUCUCUGUGGUCUCCAUCAGUGAUUGUAAACAAGACACCUCCUUUCCUGUCCUGUCCUUAAAGCUGUUGCUUCCAGUUUUUAAAACGUGUAGUUUUUCAGGGGACCAAGCCAGCCCCACUUGCUGCACUGCGGGGUGGAAGGGUUGCUUUACAGCAGAUGGUGGCUGCCCAGUCCCUGUGGUGCCGAUCACCCUGCCCUGUCCCCAGUCGGUGCGCCGUCAUUGAGGAAGGCAGGCUGCCGGGUCCCUGGCUUCAGGACGGCUCCUGACCGACACCAUCCCCCCCUUCAGCCUUCUGCCCUCUCCCAGGACAGCACAGGUUGGGAGGGGACAGUGUUCACAGGGUCCCCUUCCGUGCUGCUCCUAGGGCCUCUGUCCUGUCCCUGUCCUCCGGGCCAGAGAAUGGUGCUGGAGUUUGAGGGGCAGAGGGCACAAAGCACUGGUGGUAGCUUCCCGGGGACUCCAUCUGCCCCAGGGUGUUGGCAGUGAUCGGCCCCUCCUGCUGCCAGGGGCAGGGCCUUCCUUCCCUCCAGUUGUGCACACAGCGCCGAGCAGGAAGUCCCAGGGAGAACUGGGUGUGUCGGAAGAGCACGCGGAUGGGUGCUGACCACAGGGCACCCUGAGGCCGGUCCUGGGCGUGCAGGUCCUGUGUGAGCUCCUGGCCAGGGAGGCCUUGAACUUGGGCACAGGGCGUGCAGAAUCUUGUGCUCCUUUUAGUAACUGGUCGCUGCCUCUGCUGUGCACUUCCGGCCUCCACCAGCAGGGGUCGCCUUGAGCCAGAGGUGUUUGCUCCCUGGCCUUCUCGGGUACUUGAAAUAUUCUUUGCCCUCUGCAGUACCAGGGAGCGAUCAGCUACAUUCCAGCUCUCUGUAAGUGUUCUGGUGGGCCCUCAUCCACUCCUUCCGGCUGGCCUUGAACUUUGCAGCCUCUGAGUGCUGGGGUUAUGGGCACCAGCCUGAGGCUGUGUGUGCAGGCAACUUUGGGUUUGUGUGAAUUUUCCUAUGCCCAACUGGUGUGUGUCUCCUCACCCCCUUCCCACGACUGCCGGGCUGCAGGGCUGGAGUCACUGUUACCCGAGCUGUGCCCAUCUCUGGCAGAGCGCAGAUGCUUUCUGCUCUCCAUGCACGAAGCCAGAGCUUUGUGAGGAGACCAAGUCAGUCCCCAGUCGGCCUAGUGGUGCAGCCCGCUGCGGACCCCCAUUCAUGGAGUCCUGUCCUUGCCAGGCCUCUCCUUCCUCCCCGAAGCUGUUUCUGCUCUUUUUGCAACUGGGCGGCACUUUGGGUGGGAAAGGCCUUCACUAGCCACCUGGCCGGGGAGCACCGCCGUGAGCGGCAGCACCGUUCCUGUCUGGAGCUGGGCUGUGGCUCCUGAGGCCAAGUUGUGCUGUCACAAGGGACCCAGCUUGGGGACGAGGAGUGUGCGCUGGGGCCGGCAGGACAGACAGAAUCUGCAGAUGUGGCAGAGCCCACUGGUGUGUCCCACGGCGGGCAGUGGGGGCCCAGGAGGUUCCCGUGGCACACAGAUGGUUUCUGCGUGGCUGUGCAUAUGAGAUGGGAGGGAACUCACCUGCUCCAUGGGUCCAAAGUGGGCACCCUGUGAGUGCUUUCAGCUUCGGGGCUGCGCAGCCCCUGGUACAGCUGGGAUUUCUCCAGUCACUGCAGAACUGGACCGACAGGAAGAGGCUCGGCCUUUAGGAGGCUCCUCCCCUGGCGGGCAAAGCACGUCGCCCAUAGGCCCUGCCGUGGUCAGUGGUCAGGGAGCCCCGUGUCUGUAAAUGUGACCUCCUCCCAUGCUCUCGUGUAGGCCUUCUCUGUGUUGUGCUGGUCCUGUUGACUUAGAUGAUUAUCCACAAAUAAAUAUUUUCAUGCAACUGCGCGGCA
Molecule: messenger RNA, 4545 nt
Organism: Fukomys damarensis (Damara mole-rat)
Lineage: Eukaryota; Metazoa; Chordata; Mammalia; Rodentia; Bathyergidae
Gene: Pdxk
Product: pyridoxal kinase
Exons: 10
Coding region: 40-897 (285 amino acids)
Biological process (GO): pyridoxal 5'-phosphate salvage
Cellular component (GO): cytosol
Molecular function (GO): pyridoxal kinase activity
Source: RefSeq, a predicted model, not a curated record